AUGGAAGUACGUUUAUGGCAAACCUGGUUCACUCAACAUUUUCAGCUUGUCCAACGGCACUCCGUCCAUACACUGGUUUUUCGAUCCCUAAAACGCACCCAUGAUAUGUUUGAAUCAGAUCAAGCUCGACUACCGGAAGUGGACCCUCUAAGUGAAGCGCUGAAAACUGCUGUGAAGGCGCGAGACCAAUACGGCCCAGUGCUCAAACAGGCCAGUACUAAUCCUCUAAAGCAAACUAAGUCAGCUGCUUUAUCUUCUGCUGCCCCUGGAGCAAUAGUCCCCGUGGAGAAAAACAAACCCAAGCCAAUGCUUGACCAAAAUACCUCUCUAGUCCAAGUAGGAGGUGAAAAGUUAUUACUACCGAAGAAAGCACCAACAAUGCCAAAACCUACAUGGCAUCCGCCGUGGAAAUUGUGUAGGGUUGUUAGUGGUCACACUGGCUGGGUUCGAUGUGUUGCCUUCGAUCCAACAAAUGAAUUUUUUGUCACUGGUGCUGGAGAUAGAAUGAUCAAGGUUUGGGAUUUUGCAAGUGGAACUUUGAAACUUACUCUGACUGGUCACAUCAGUGUUGUUCGUGGAGUAGUAAUAAGUGCACGUCACCCCUAUUUGUUCUCCUGUGGGGAGGAUAAAACAGUGCGUUGCUGGGACUUGGAGCAAAACAAGGUUAUUCGACAUUAUCAUGGACAUAUGUCCGCAGUUUACGGAAUCGAUCUCCAUCCCACGAUCGACGUGCUUGUAACUUGUGGACGCGAUGCAACGGCUCGCGUUUGGGAUAUGCGGACAAAGGUUAACGUUCACACGCUUACUGGACACUCCAACACAGUUGCUGCUGUUCGUUGUCAAGAAUCUGACCCACAGGUGAUCACGGGCUCGCACGAUGCCACUGUUCGCCUAUGGGAUUUAGCUGCGGGACGCACCAUCACCUGUCUGACGAAUCAUAAGAAAAGCGUGCGAUCCAUUUGCAUUCACCCAACACAAAACUGUUUCAUUUCGGGUUCUCCGGACAAUAUCAAACAAUGGAAACUGCCAGAGGGCGUAUUUCUGCAGAACAUGUCCGGUCACAAUGCCAUUAUCAACGCACUGGCCAUCAACCAAGAUAACGUGGUCGUUAGUGGAGGUGAUAACGGUAGCAUGCACUUCUGGGACUGGAGAUCGGGAUACAAUUUCCAGCGUCUACAAACUCAAGUCCAGCCUGGAAGUAUCGACUCCGAAGCUGGUAUUUUCGCACUGGCAUUCGAUCGGAGUGGAUCGCGCCUGGUUUCGUGUGAGGCAGACAAAACUAUCAAGAUAUUCAAGGAGGACGAAACAGCUACUGAGGAGACACAUCCACUCUACUGGCGACCCGGCCUGCUCAAACGAGCGAAAUACUAAAACCUGCCGUCACGUCUCUGUAAAUUUGUUCCUACUUUAAAAAAAAUUGACCAUUGUGUUGUUUUUGCCAU
This is a messenger RNA of Opisthorchis viverrini, 1442 nucleotides long. RefSeq lists its product as hypothetical. Gene Ontology annotation, biological process: mRNA splicing, via spliceosome. Gene Ontology annotation, molecular function: protein binding. Bases 1 to 1371 code for a protein of 456 amino acids. NCBI's taxonomy places the organism in Eukaryota, Metazoa, Platyhelminthes, Trematoda, Opisthorchiida, Opisthorchiidae. The transcript is spliced from 11 exons. The record is from RefSeq and is a predicted model, not a curated record. Gene Ontology annotation, cellular component: precatalytic spliceosome; catalytic step 2 spliceosome; Prp19 complex.